Branchiostoma floridae (Florida lancelet) is the source of this 3489-nucleotide messenger RNA. RefSeq names its product NLR family CARD domain-containing protein 4-like. The transcript has 4 exons. Gene Ontology annotation, biological process: signal transduction. The coding region runs from base 1 to 3489 and encodes 1162 amino acids. NCBI's taxonomy places the organism in Eukaryota, Metazoa, Chordata, Leptocardii, Amphioxiformes, Branchiostomatidae. The record is from RefSeq and is a predicted model, not a curated record. Gene Ontology annotation, molecular function: protein binding.
AUGGCUGAGGUACAAGGUGCAGCUAGUUACCCAGGUGAAACUGCAGGUGUUCGUAAGUAUUUCUAUUACACCAAGGAAAAGGUGAGCUCAGACUGGAAGGACCUGGCCUUCCAUCUUGGGUUUGAACAACCCGACAUCGACAACAUCGAAGGGAGAAACCGAGAUGACAAGUCUCGCUGUAUGGACCUGUUGGAGGAAUGGCUGAAGCGUAACGGAGAGAGAGCCACCAUAGAGGUCCUGAUGGAGGCUCUGUCUGAGUCAAACCUGCAGAGUGUUGUGGAUGGUCUGAGGAGGAAACUUCAAGACAUGCCCUCUCCAGUUCCAGUUCCAGUUGGAGCUCCAGGAACAGACUCUUCUUCAGAAGUGCUCCAGACAUCUAUGAAGAAAUACUAUGAGUUGAAACUGUCUCACUUUAAGCCUCUGAUCUGGAAUGACAACUUCACACUUGCCCUCAGUGAUAUCUUCACCCAGUUGGAGUUCAUACAAAAAAGUGAAAAACAGCUCAAAACAACAAAAAAAUCCAAAAGGUCAGAAUCAGACUUGAAAGAAGAAAGGAAAAAACUGAAGUCAUUAGAGGACUUGUUCGACCCAGAUGUCACAGGACUGUCCACAGCACCAAGGUGCAUUCUGAUUGAGGGUGAAGCCGGAGGGGGGAAGACAACGUUUCUGUCCAAAGAAGCCCUAGAUGCCGUCUCACAGAAAACACAGCUGGGCAGACAACACAACACUGUCCUUUUUAUCCGACUCCGGGAGGUGAGAGAGGGGGAGACCAUAGAGGAGAUGGUGUGGGACCAGUGUGUUCCCCAAAGAAAAGAUGUAACCAUAGAGUCCAUUGAAACAAUCCUAGAGCAAAACGAAUCCCGUGUGCUGUUCCUCCUAGAUGGGUAUGAUGAGCUGCGGCCUGAGGCCAGGACAGCCGGGCAGGCCAUUCCCAAACUGCUGUCUGGCAAGUUGUACCCCAACAGCACAAUUGUGAUCACCUCCCGACCCUCAGCAGGAGUGCAGCAGCACACCCGGCCAGACUGUCAUGUGCACAUCAUGGGCUUCUCCCCUGAACAUAUGGUGAAAUAUGUGAGGAAAUAUUUCUUCAUCACAGAAAGUGCUGAGCUGGCAGAAGAGUUCAUCAGGCAGCAUUUCACAGUCUAUAACUAUGACAGUGAUAAUGAUGAUGAUGAGGAUGAUAGACUCAGUAGUAUAUCAGACUCAUCUACUGAAACUAAAAGUCAUGAUAAUGUUGAGGACGAGGAAGAGAAUGAGGAUGAAUUCAGCGAUGAAUCAGACUCAUCUACUGAAAGUCAUGAUAAUGAGGAGGUAAAGGUAGAAAGUACAGCAUCUUCACUACAUGUAGUUCUGAAAGAUAAUAAACUUUUCAAUAAUAUAAUCCAGACCCCACUAUUCCUGCUAUUAGUCUGUCUGCUGUGGGAGGAGGACCAAGAGAUGGUGUCUACUGGAACAAUGACGGGGCUGUACGACAACCUGCUGACCUGUCUGGUUAGAAAGUACUGUAAGCGGGAAGGAGUGGACAUGCCAACAGAAGGGCUGCCUACAGAGGUUGCUGAGUCAUUACUGCAGUUUGGCAAGUUAGCGCUAGAGGCACUGCUGAGGAAUGAGACCCUGCUUGACCUUACAGAAGUAGAGAGAGAAAAGGUGUAUUGUGAGCUGUUGCUAAAGCUUGGUGUGGUCUCCUUGGAGGUUUCUUUCUCUAAAUUACAUCCCAGGAAUCAACUGAACUUUUCCCAUAAGACCAUGCAAGAGUUCCUGGCCGGACGAUAUGUUGCUCAUGCUCUGGUGAACCAAGACAUUGUAGAGCUGCUGCAGCUCACCUCCAUAACCAAGGCACUUGAACUCAGUAACCUGCUUCAGUUCACGUGUGGCUGUGACUCACGGGCAGCACAAGCUGUGAUGGAGGAACUGAGCAAGAUCAGUAAGAAGGAGUUUUCACAUUUACGACUAGAUAACUUUCAGAAUAAACGUCACAAGGUAGUACCUGUAGAGCCAGAGAUUAAAGAAUCAGUUAAAACUUACAGGAGGUUCAUGUUGCUCGGUUUGGAUGUUCUGAAUGAAAGAAAAGAGCCAGGCGUACUGCAGGCUGUCAGCAGAGCCCUGCCAGUUGUCAUCAUGGACCUCCGAAGUCUCAGGAAACAACAUGCUGCUUUGAAGUAUUACUUAGAAAAUAUCCAGUCAUCACAUCUACCUGAUAGAAUGAUUCUAGACUCAUCUUAUGUUGAUGUUUCAGAAGCUCUUCAGUACCUGGAACAGCUUGUCACUUCCCCCAUCCCUGGCUUAAAAGUAGACCUAAGACUGGAUGAUGUUACAUUUGACUCACCGGUACCUGAUGAGACAGUUCAGCACCUACAGCAGUGCCUCCCUGGACUUAGAGUGGACUUGAAACCAACAGAACAGUUUGACUCACCUGAUGAGACAGCCAGGCUGGUUUCAGUUCUGAAGGAUGUUCCUGGUCUGAGGGUGCUGGAUCUGGCGUGGACAUACCUAACACCAUCAUCACUCAAGCCACUUGUGCAGGGGUUCAGCCACAUGUCUCUGUUAGAGGAGUUGGAUCUUAGCCGGAACCCUGACCUUGGUGAUGCUGGGAUGGAAGUUCUGCAGUUUGGGCUGUCCAGUGUUCCACACCUGGCUAUACUCGUUCUUGAGUUAGUCUGCAUGACAGCUGUGGGCAUGUCAUCCCUGGUUCCCUACAUGCACCACCUAGUGGGACUGAGAGAACUGGAUAUAAGUUAUAAUUAUAUCGGUGACACUGGGCUGGAAUCUCUCACCACUGUCCUCCCCAUCUUCACAGACAUGCAGGUGUUGGUCCUGUGUAACAUCGAUAUCAGCCCCACAGGCAUGCGCACACUGGUCCCUGCACUGUGCCAGCUAACCAGACUGAUCAAACUGGACAUUAGUGAGAAUGCCAUAGGAGACCCCGGGCUGGAAUUCUUGGCUGCUAUCCUCCACCGCCUCACAGCCAUGAAGGUGUUGGUUCUUAGACAGACAGGUAUCAGUGACAGGGGAAUAUCAUCCCUGAUCAAAGCUCUGCCUCACCUGGUGCAAUUACAGGUGUUGGAUGUGAGUUUUAAUAACAUAGGAGACUCAGGGAUUGUCUCACUGGUGGAAACACUCUGCCAGCCCAGCAGUUUGGACAUGAAACAAAACCCACCUGGUGACAAGAGUCUGACCACAGCCCCUCACUAUAACACCACACUACAGGAGCUGUACAUCGGGGGGAAUAGGAAAGUAACAGGAGCCGGACUGGAGAGAAUCACACAGCUCAUCAGUGCACUGCCGGCACUGACCAGACUGGGAAUGUCUGGUUACUGGAACACACCUGCACACCUGUCUGACAGCGCUGCCAUGGCUCUGGCCGAGGCUCUACCCAGACUCCCUGCCCUGGAGCGACUGGACCUGGAGUACAUCUCCAUGGAGCCUGCAGGGUUCCGGGCUGUGGUGCAGGCUGCUGAGGAACACCCGACACUGGAGAUGCUUUUGUGA